Molecule: messenger RNA, 1140 nt
Organism: Pocillopora meandrina
Lineage: Eukaryota; Metazoa; Cnidaria; Anthozoa; Scleractinia; Pocilloporidae
Source: the annotation of a GenBank genome assembly
AUGGCGAGAGUUUCUUCUUAUUUAGUACCAGACAGGCAAUCGGAUUAUACCUUACUGGCUUUUCCAGAGAAACUAUGGUGGAUUGUUAAUAAUCCUAAACGAGACGAAAUUCACUGGAAUGCCCAAGGAACAUGCCUUGUUAUUCCGAACACUCAGAGAUUCAUUUCUGAGGUUCUAAACAAUAAAUCCAAUGGACUUUUCAAGACAAAACACUUUGCGAGUUUUGUCCGUCAAUUGAACUUGUACGGGUUCCGAAAAGUCACAGAAUAUGGAAAACGGGCGACAUCAUCUCCGUUUUCGCUGUAUUCAAAAUGCGAAUUUAAACAUCCUUAUUUUCGAAAGGGAAGACAAGGUAAGUUCCUCUUAUCUUAUCUUUAAUUCCAUCUUGCUUCUAUAGAAAAAAUGUUUAGUAAAGGACCAGAACAUUAUUUAUCGCCUUUGAGGGGGGAGGAUUUUUGGGGGAUCACUUAGAUUUCAGGCGGAGCGGAUUGGGGAUCAGUCGUUGCGAACAGAGUUUAAGGGAGGUACAUUAAAACACUAUAGAGAGUUUAGGAAGGGGGGAAUGAGGAAAAUCCUAGUGUGACACAAGCAAACAAAAAUAAACCCUUAUCUUCAAUUUUAACUUCAUCUUCUUCUAUAAUACAGCUACCAAUUUUUUUUCCUGAUCUUCUUUAAUUUUUAGAUCUGUUAGUUCAUGUCAAAAGACAGCAGCAUUCCUCCAAGAAGUCAGACAACAAGCGUCACAUCCCAUCCUCAACAAAAACAGAGCUGAAUCAACUACCUGCUUCUUCCUCAGUCAGUAGCUCUUUGAAUCCUACGCUGUAUACACCAAUGCCAUUUGUCCCUUUACAAACUCCACUUCACAUGCCCUUUACUCUGUACGCACCAUUUUACAAUGCUUAUCAGUUUGCACAAAUGCAACAAGGUUCAGUGGUGGGUCUAUCGAAUGCUCAAGGCCUUGGAUUUCCGGGACAAUUUCCACAAAGCCCAUCAAGUCCCAUUGUGUCGUGGGCUCAAAGUUUGGGACAUCGUGAAGAAAAUUUGAAACCUUUUUUCUCUUUGGUACCGAUGAAAAACGAGGCACACAAUGCUGGGAUCGUAUCUUCCCGAGAAACUUCGCCACCUGAAACCGUUGGAAGU